AUGGAUACUAGUUGGAUUGACUUACGUAAAGGGGAUACUCGUUAUUAUAAUGGUUGCAUGGACUUUUUAGAGCUUGCAAAGGAGACUCUUAUAGAGGGAAAUACUCGAUGCCCGUGUAAUAAAUGCAAGUUAAAUAAAUGGUUUACCUUAGAAGAGGUAGGAGGACACAUUUUAUUUAACGGUUUUUAUAAGAAUUAUAGACAGUGGAUUUUCCAUUGUAAAGGUGAUGAGAGUAAUACCUUAGAGAUCCCUAGUGAUCAAGAAAAUAUAGUUGGUCGAGAUGACAUGAAUGGGUUACUAAGGGCAGCUUUCAGGGUUGACAAUAGUCCACAACCCACCAAUGAACCCCAAGACCCAUCAUUAAGUGAAGCUAAUUUUGAAGAUGAAGAUUCGUAUAAGAUGCACGAAGAGUUAAAUUUUGAUUGUGAGGAAGAUGAUGAGUUUCCAUCAACCAACACCAAUGAAGAAGAAGCGAAGUAUAAACGACUUAUGGAAGCUUCUGAUGAGGGUCUAUAUGAGGGGUGUACAACAUUCUCAAAGUUGUCGUUUCUAUUGCACUUGUUUCACCUCAAGUGUAUGUUCCAUUGGUCUGCCGCAUCAUUUAAUAAGUUGCUUGAGCUUCUAUUAGACGCAUUUCCUAAUAUUAAGGAGUUUCCAUCGUCGUAUUAUGAAGGCAUGAAGAUAAUGAAUGAUUUGGGAUUGGGUUACGAGAAAAUCCAUGCAUGUCCAAAUGAUUGCAUGUUAUACUGGGGUGAAUUUGCAGAAAAAACUGAGUGUCAUAUCUGCCACACAUCAAGGUGGAAGAAUGUGAAAGAAAAAGAGGGUGAUAUAAGAGAGAAAGAUAAAGAAGCAUGUAAGAAGGGUGUUGCAGCUAAAGUGAUGCGGUACUUUCCUCUGAUCCCAAGACUCAAGAGGCUUUACAUGUCAUCUAAAACAGCAGAGGAUAUGAGAUGGCAUUUUGACCGUAAGGAUGGAAAUAUCAUAAGUCACCCGGCGGAUGGUGAAGCUUGGAAAUUGUUUGAUAAAAGAUACGAGGAAUUCGCCAAAGAUCCUCGUAGAGUUAGAUUGGAUCUAGCAAGUGAUGGCUUUAAUCCAUAUCGUUUGAUGAAUACUAGUUACAAUACAUGGCCGGUGAUCCUGAUUCCUUAUAAUUUGCCACCGUGGCUUUGUAUGAAGUCGACAUCAUUCAUUUUGUCUUUGCUUAUUCCGGGGAAACAGGGUCCUGGUAUGAAUAUUGAUGUGUACUUGCAACCACUAAUCCAUGAGUUAAAAUUGUUGUGGGAAGGUGUAGAUGCUUUUGAUGCUUAUAGCGGCAAAAAUUUCAAGAUGCGAGCAACCUUACACUCUACUAUAAAUGACUUUCCAGCAUAUGCUAUGUUGUCGGGUUGGAGUACAAGAGGUUAUAAAGCUUGCCCUUCGUGUGCCGAUUCUACUUAUGCGUAUAGCUUUGGUGGUAAAGUUGUCUACCCUGGAUGUCGAAAAUGGUUACCAAUUGACCAUCCUUAUCGUUCUCAAGCAAAUUUAUUUGAUGGGACAGAGGAACAUGGUCUUGCUCCGGUUCGUGUAAGCGGAGGGAGACUAGAAGAUGAUGAACUUGAUGAUGAUGAUAAUGAUGAUAAUGACGAGGACGAGUCUAAUCCUGUUCUAUGGAAAAAGAAAAGUAAGCUUUUUGAAUUAGAAUAUUGGGAACAUAAUCCUCUUAGACACAACUUAGAUGUUAUACACAUUGAGAAGAAUGUAUGUGAUAAUUUCUUAGGAACUCUUUUAGUUAUGAGCAAGAGUAGAGAUGAUAAGAAUGCUAGAUUGGCCCUUAAAAAACUGAACAUAAAACCUCAUCUUUGGCCUCAAUCGCAUCCAAGUCGUGUUAACGACUAUUUGCCUCCAGCUGCAUACACCAUGUCUAAAGAAGAGAAAGAAAGAUUUCUUAAAGUCCUACAAAAUCUUAAAGUUCCCGAUGGGUAUGGAUCUAAUUUGCAAAGGUGUGUGAAUUUGAAGCAACGAAAACUUAUUAAUCUGAAAAGCCGCGAGAAUCAUAUGCUCAUGCAAGAUAUCCUUCCUAUUGCUUUAAGAGCAUCGAAUGCUACAAAAGUAAUUGAUGUGCUCGAUGAAUUGUCGUACUUUUUCAAGAAGAUAUGUUCAACAGCUAUUGAAAGAAGUGAAUUAGAUACCAUUCAGUCGAAUCUUGUGUUGACUCUUUGUAAGAUGGAGAAAGAGUUUCUUCCAACAUUUUUCACAAUCAUGGUUCAUCUACUAAUUCAUCUAGUGGAUGAGGUCAAACUCGGCGGACCUGUUCAUUAUAGGUGGAUGUAUCCCAUUGAGAGGUAUUUGGCCUUUUUGAAAUCUCAUGUAAGCAAUAAAGCGCAACCAGAAGGAUCCAUAGCUGAAGGGUACCUUUUAUGGGAAACAAUUUCUUUUUGUUCGAGAUAUUUAGAAAGUGUCGAGACCAUAUUCAACAGACCGAAAAGGAAUGAAGAUGGUGUUCCAGACAUCAACAACUAUUUAUAUGACUCUGCUGGUCGUGUAGUUGGGAUGAAAAAGAAUGUCCGUGUUGAUGACAAAAGUUUAUAG
Messenger RNA from Spinacia oleracea (spinach), 2568 nucleotides. RefSeq lists its product as uncharacterized. Lineage: Eukaryota; Viridiplantae; Streptophyta; Magnoliopsida; Caryophyllales; Amaranthaceae. The coding region runs from base 1 to 2568 and encodes 855 amino acids. The record is from RefSeq and is a predicted model, not a curated record. The transcript has 3 exons.